Molecule: messenger RNA, 5165 nt
Organism: Procambarus clarkii (red swamp crayfish)
Lineage: Eukaryota; Metazoa; Arthropoda; Malacostraca; Decapoda; Cambaridae
Gene: Pfk
Product: ATP-dependent 6-phosphofructokinase
Biological process (GO): canonical glycolysis; fructose 1,6-bisphosphate metabolic process; fructose 6-phosphate metabolic process
Cellular component (GO): 6-phosphofructokinase complex; cytoplasm
Molecular function (GO): ATP binding; identical protein binding; fructose-6-phosphate binding
Source: RefSeq, a predicted model, not a curated record
GAACCCGGCGGGCGAAGGUAGCUGUCUCAGCUGAUUGGCGGAGCAGACGACGGCCCCGGCUCCUGUAGCCAAGAUUUAUUUAUAACUCGUAGCUAAUUCCUGCAGGAGAGGGUGGGUGUUUGCGAGUGAGGACGGUGCCGUCGCGAGGAAGCCUCUCUUUUCCUCCCCUCUUGGUUUUUUCCAUCCAUUUGACCUCUCGGUGGAAGUUACUAUUGGACUAGUCAAAAUGGAGCUUCAGUUGGUGGAUCAAUUACGGGAAAAGCUGGAAAAAGCUCAGCUUUCUCGGGAUCAGCUUCAGAAAGUUUUCCCGCCGAGCCUUUUCAAGAGGCAUAGGCACGAGGCUCCACCGUAUGUCCCAUAUUCCUUCCAAAAACAAAAGUUGGAAGCCCAAGCAAGAUUAGACCAACCUGGUGUUCCAAGCAAGCCAAAGAUACCCCCUGGUCAGGUGCAAAAAUAUUUGAAGGAAUUUGCAGCAGCAAAAGAAGCGGGACGAUUUGCGCACCUACCAAAGGAGCAGCUUGACAGGCUUGAAGAAGAGGUCAAGGCAGCAGCAACAGACACUGCCAAGUCCAAAGACUUGGAAGAGUUCCUGAGGGCUGUCCGUGAGGAUCAAGCUAUACCGAAAGAGGUCGGGCAGUCUCUGGGAAGCACUACAUACUUGGAAACUGAAGAGGAGACAGGCGGCGUAGAAGCUGAAGCACAUCCUGUUCCUGCAGAGGCAAAGUUCUUCUCACAGACGACACCAGAAAUCCACGAAUCUUUGCCUGAAGAGGAGGUUAUCCCGCCCCCACCCCAGUUUCCUGAAGACCCUUGGCAAGCCUUUAUAGACUACAUGGCGGCCACCGGACAAGAUGCUCAAAUCACCUUGGGCCAGGAGGGCCACGUUAUUCAGCGUGGCAUGCACAAGGGCAAGGGGAUUGCUGUCUUCACUAGUGGAGGCGACUCCCAGGGCAUGAAUGCUGCUGUCCGUGCAGUUGUGCGGAUGGGAAUGUACGUAGGGGCUCGUGUGUUUCUAAUCAAGGAAGGUUAUCAAGGAAUGAUUGAUGGCGGUGAAAAUAUUGUCGAAGCAAACUGGUCAUCUGUGUCUGGAAUCAUCCAUAAGGGUGGCACAGUCAUUGGUUCAGCUAGGUGCAAGGAGUUCCGUGAUCGUGAAGGACGUAUGAAGGCUGCCAAAAACCUUAUUAAAAAUGGCAUUACAAACCUAGUGGUGAUUGGAGGAGACGGUUCGCUUACUGGGGCAAAUCUCUUUAAGCAGGACUGGCCAGCAAUCCUUCAGCUUCUUGUCAAAAAGGGAGACAUCACAGAAGAGGAGAAAGAGGCUUAUUCUCACCUCAACAUUGUGGGUAUGGUUGGGUCUAUUGACAAUGACUUCUGUGGAACUGACAUGACCAUUGGCACCGACUCUGCCCUUCAUAGGAUCAUUGAAGCGGUGGAUGCCAUUGCUUCAACUGCAUAUUCACAUCAGAGAUGCUUCAUCCUAGAGGUCAUGGGUCGACACUGCGGGUAUCUGGCUCUCGUAGCCGCUCUGACCUCCGAGGCAGACUUUGUUUUCAUGCCCGAGUGUCCCCCUCCUGAGAACUGGCGGGAUAAGCUGUGUAAUAAGCUGCAGCAGGAAAGGUCUAUGGGGCAACGUCUGAAUAUUAUUAUAGUUGCUGAAGGAGCAAUUGAUCAGCAGAAUGAACCCAUCACUGCUGAGGGAGUUCGUAAGGUCAUUGUUGAGAAGCUUGGCUUUGACACUCGUGUAACCGUGCUGGGUCACGUUCAGCGUGGUGGUUCUCCCUCUGCCUUUGAUCGUCUUUUGGGUUGUCGUAUGGGUGCUGAGGCUGUGCUUGCUCUCAUGGAGGCUACUCCCGAGACGGAACCAUGUGUCAUCUCUCUCGAUGGCAACCAGGCAGUGCGGGUUCCUUUGAUGGGCUGUGUACUCAAGACUCAAGCUGUUGCUCGGGCUAUGAAGGAUCGCAACUGGGAUCAGGCUGUCCAGAUGAGAGGAAGGAGUUUUGCCCGUAACCUGGAAACCUACAGGAUGCUGACUAGGUUGAAGCCUCCUAAAGUGAUUGAUGCAGGAAAGGCACCAAUGGUCCGGCAAAACACAAUUUGGGACAGAGAUGCCCUCCUGGGUGGCUUCAAUCUAGGGGUGAUGCAUAUUGGUGCCCCCGCUUGUGGUAUGAAUGCUGCUGUGCGGUCAUUCGUGCGUAACUGCAUCUACCGUGGUGAUACUGUGUAUGGUAUCCAUGAUGGUAUCGAUGGUCUAGUGGAAGGCAAUAUACAGGAAAUGACCUGGGCAGAAGUGACAGGAUGGGUCGGACAAGGCGGAGCCUUUUUGGGCACAAAGCGCACUCUGCCAGAAAAGUAUUUUGAUCAGGUGGCUGCCCGUCUACGAGAAUAUAAGCUGCACUCUCUACUGGUUGUGGGUGGGUUUGAAGCUUACCAUGCACUUCUGCAAUUGUACGAAGCCCGUGGUAAAUACCCCGAGUUCUGCAUUCCCAUGGUGGUCAUCCCAUCUACUAUUAGCAAUAACGUACCAGGCAGUGACUUCAGUCUGGGAUGCGAUACUGCUCUUAACGAAAUUACUGAGAUCUGUGACAGAAUUAGGCAGUCUGCUCAGGGAACUAAGCGGCGUGUGUUUGUGGUUGAAACUAUGGGAGGAUAUUGUGGUUAUCUUGCAACACUGGCUGGUCUUGCUGGAGGUGCUGAUGCUGCAUACAUCUUUGAAGAACAAUUUGGCAUUCAGGAACUCCAGUUAGAUGUGUAUCAUAUGGCAGCUAAAAUGGCAGAAGGUGUCCAGCGUGGUCUCGUUUUACGAAAUGAAAACGCUAACGAAAAUUAUACCACAGAUUUUAUAUUUAGGCUAUAUUCAGAGGAAGGCAAAGGUAUCUUCAGUUGCAGGAAAAAUGUAUUGGGUCACAUGCAGCAAGGAGGAUCUCCCUCUGUAUUUGACCGCAACAUGGGCACAAAGAUGGCUGCAAAGGCUGUCACGUGGCUGACAGACCAGAUGCUCGCCCAUCGUAGGGAUGAUGGGGUCGUGUUUUGUGAUGAACCACAAACUGCUGUGCUACUUGGUCUACAAAAGAGAUCAUAUGUAUUCCAGCCUGUGAUAGAGUUGAAGCGCCAGACUGACUGGGACCGUCGUAUUCCUAUCAAUCAGUGGUGGCUAAAGCUCCGCCCCCUCCUCCGUAUCUUGGCCAAACACGAAGCUGCUUAUCAUGAAGAGGGUAUUAAUGUUAAGGAAGUGGAAGAAGCUUUGGACUAGGUAUAUAAACCCAAAUAAUGCAGGAGACAGCCCUAAGUUAGCUUUAUUUAGUCUGUUGACAUGUCCCCCUUUUACCCCCUCCUCCCCUUCUUCUCGGUAUAUUUUUUUUCAUGUUCAUGUAUAAACCAUUUAUGUAAUUCAUUUUUAGAAAAUUUUAAAUGAAAGAUGAACUGCAGCUAAGGAAUGUAGUAUAUGUACUUGUGGAUCUCAAUUGUUAAUAAGCACUUGAAGUAUGCAUCAUUUAGACUUGUAUUUUUAAUAUGUGCAGUGCUUGUAUGAGGGUUUUUUCACACUAUUUUUCUUUUUUUUUUCCCCACAUAAUUGGUUGUGAUUUGGAAUAUUUGAGUACAGUUAUCCAUGGCUGUGUUCCUUAAUAUAUCAAAUGUUAAACUCGCUUGGUAUGUUCCUAUGACGUGUGCCAGAUCAGCUGGAUUGUGAUGGCUUUUGGCCUGCAGGCCUCGAUUAGCAAUAGUUGGAUUAUUGGUUGGAUUAUUAGUGAAGCCAGGCUUCAGGCUGGCUUGAAAGACAGAAACACACUAAGCCAGCCUUAAAUAACUACAGGUAAUGUGCUCUUCAAUACCAGUAUUCUCAAUUUAUUUAUUGGCAUGUAAUUGCCUCGAUUAUUUUCGUUAUUUUUAAUUGACUUGAUGAGGUAAAUACCUCGCCUCCCUCACGAACAAUAACACCUUGCCUCCCUCACAACACUAAAUUCUCAAGUAGAAAGUCGGUAAGCGAAUAAAGUCAUAAUUCAUAAAUUCCCAAACUUAGUAAUACCCAUUACCUUUUAUAUUAAAGAAAUAAUGAUGAUAAACUAGAACAUGUUUAUUUGAAUUUAAUUUGAAUGGUUGAUGAUUAUUAUAAUUGUAAAUAUUUAUUAGUAGUACUCUUGUUAAUAUUAACACAAUUAUUAUUUCUGCAGUGCCUAUGUUAUUACCCCAUUUGUCACUUUCAUGGGAUGGGAAAGUAUUUUUCAAUUGUUCUCAAAUUUAAUUUAUAUAAUGUUUUGAAAGUGUACAACUCUGAUUUUAAAUGCACAAUAUUGAUGUUGGGACAACAUGCUGCUGCUUGCGAGGCAUGCUCAUUUCUGGUUUCUUGGGCCACAUACCCAUUGAGCAUAGAGGAACUCUCGUCCUUAGAUCAAAUAGUGUAGUGAGGGGAAGGUCUAAUCUGGUGGAUAAUUUACACAUAGGUGUGAAAAGAAGUUUAUUGAAGGUAGUGCUUGAUUACAUGUAAAAUAGCACAUUUUUAGGUUGUAUUCAACAUUAAUAUCUCAAAGUGGUCUUUGCAUGUUAUUUAAUUUUUUAUUGGAUAUAGUUUUCAUUAAGGAAGAAGUUGUACUACUGUAAUACAUUAACAGGAAAAAGCCUCUAGUCAAGAGCAUGUUAAAGAAGACAGGUUUAAAUUAUCAUAAAGGCAAGCCAUUUUCUGUGUUCAUUCGAUCAGUCUUUACAUGCUUGUCUACUAACCUUUUGCGUUAAUAUCCACUCUCCAUUUUUAUAUUAGUUCUGGUACGCAAGACUACCUUACAUUGUUAAUACUGUCAUGUUACUUUAUCAUUGUGAAAUGUGAUUUUAAUUGUUUCAAAUGAUGUAUAUUGAUAAAUAUGUGCCUGUGUAAACCACUUGUAAGUUGGUUCUCUUGCAAAUGUAUGCGUAGUACAUGCCAGGGAGACUGAGGAACUGCCAAUUAUCAUUAGUAGGAAAGCUUUGUGCCAUAGAAAACUCUUCAGGAGUAAUUAUUUUGUUUAUAUCAAUCCACUGGCCUACAUGUAAUGUUCAGAAAAUAGUGUAAUGUGAUGCACCAUGAUAGCGGCUCAUGUGCUAAAUUCUAUCUGUAUCCCAUCUCUCAUUAUAUCUUGGCCUGUCCUCAGUGUGUGUUGCCAUAUAAUAAUAUAAAAUAAAAGUUGUGAAUCAAA